CGCUCAUUACACUCUCUUACGCGUCCAGCCAUAUUGGUAAGUUAGCUACAAGGUGGGCAAAACCCGGCAUAUUUUAGUCGGAUUGUGGCUCUAAUUACGAUGGCGACAGACGAAAGAGUAGAAAGAGCAAAGCUCGCGGAGCAAAUGGAAAGAUACGAUGACAUGGCAAAGUUCAUGAAGGAGGCAACAGAAAGUAAAAAAGGUGACAAAGUAGAUCUUACAAGUGAAGAGAGAAAUCUACUUUCUGUCGCUUACAAGAAUGUGGUCGGAGCGAGGCGUGCUUCUUGGAGAGUUAUGUCAGCUUUAGAGGAGAAAUAUGAAGGAACUGAGGACAAGAAGUCGGUCUUGGAUGAAUAUAGGAAGAAAAUCGAGGAGGAAUUAAGAACAAUCUGCGAAGAUGUUCUGAAUCUUUUGGAACAGUUCCUCAUAAAAGACAAGGAUGAUCCUGAAAUCGACCAGCAUUAUGAAGGCCAGAUUUUCUAUCUGAAGAUGAAAGGGGACUACUUGAGGUACAAAGCAGAAGUUGCUCAACAAAGUUCAUCUGAUAAGGAGGAAAUAAUUAAACAGUCGGAAGAGUCAUACCAGAAAGCACUUGAACUAAGUGAGAUAAAGCUACCUUCAACUCAUCCUAUCAGGCUUGGAUUGGCACUUAACUUCUCUGUAUUUUACUAUGAAAUUAAGAAUGCACCAGACCAAGCUUGUAAAUUGGCUAAAAAGGCAUUUGAUGAUUCAAUUGCUGAGCUUGACAGUCUAAAAGAGGAUUCCUAUAAAGACAGCACUCUUAUAAUGCAACUAUUGCGUGACAACUUAACUCUGUGGACUUCAAACAAUGAUGAUGAAGAUGAAAAUGAUGAAAAGCAGUGAAGCUGUUGCCUCAGCAUGCAGCCAGUUUCUUCCCUUUGAAACUGUGUCCCUUUCAUAUUAAUCUGAACUUCCAUUUGUGUGAUACAGGUGCUGCCCACUCUUAUUUCCUUUGCCCAAAACAAAUCUGAAUCAUUGAUGAGAAUUUAAAAAAAUGUUUCCCCGUGAUCACACCCAUCUGCUGUGUCAUUCUACUGUAGAUAAGCCUCGAGUUUUGUACCAAAACUGGGCAUGAAAUGGUAGCUUCUUGAUAAAUAAGAUCCUAUACUUUUUUUUAGGGUAUAAGUCUGCAAUUUCAUAGAUUGCUUUUGGUACACUAAUGAAUCUUCUUUGCCGAGGUUUGUUAUGGAGCGUACAGAGCUGAUGGAAUGGGAUAAUUUUGUUUGAUUUGUUAUGUUAUGAUGGUGACAGUAUCCAGCCAAAAGUUCUGAAGCAAAGUGUAAUUUUCCAUUCAAUAUAACCAAUUUGUUAACCAUUAAAUGUAAGUUAUGCCAA
Messenger RNA from Stylophora pistillata, 1356 nucleotides. Its product is annotated as 14-3-3-like protein 2. Lineage: Eukaryota; Metazoa; Cnidaria; Anthozoa; Scleractinia; Pocilloporidae. The record is from RefSeq and is a predicted model, not a curated record.